AUGAAGACGAGCUCUGAAGAUUACCAUCUAUUGAGUGAUGAUGAGCUUCUUGAGGAUGAACCAACCUUUCCUCUUCAUCGCCGUACCUUGCAAGGUCGGCCCCGAUACGUCGUACCGCUAAUCCUCACAUUGAUCGGUUCUCUAUGUUUGAACGUCUUUUUUGGUACCCGGAAUCUGCAAAUUCCUGAUUUUACACAUCUGAGCAACAGUGGCAGGAGUUAUUUCGCUGGGCUUUCCCGUGAUGUUCCAACCACUUUCGAGCGCGGGGGUGUUUAUUUUGACGACAACGAGACGAUCAGCAACGCAGCAUGGGAUGCGAUUGAAUACUAUCACGGCACUGUAGCCCUCGACCACGAUUAUGCAGCGUCGAAGGGUCUACCGCGAUCGCAAAACUUUCCAUGGGACGACACCAAAGGCAUCUACUUCCUGAACGGGUUCCACGAUCUCCACUGCGUGAAGCGCAUUCGACGAACGAUGCUGCAGCUCCGUGAUGGCGUCCCCCUCACCUCCCCGGUCUCCCACUCCCUCCAUUGCCUCAACUCGCUGCGCCAAGACAUCCUCUGCGCCGCCGACGACACCCCUCUCUACACCAGUUACGACCACCCCGGCGCCGUCGGUUUCGACCAACCGCGGAAAUGCCGAAGCUGGGAAGCGCUCGAGGAUUGGGCCAAUGAGCGCACGGCGUGCUGGCGCGAUAUAAAUUCUGGUCAGCAUAUCGAUACGCUGUUUAGGUACCGGUACUGUCCCGAAGGGUCACCGUAUAAUGAACACAUCCGUGCUAUCUUUGGGGAGUUUGAGAAGGGGGAGAAUGCAAGUGCUUUUACCUGA
This is a messenger RNA of Letharia columbiana, 828 nucleotides long. RefSeq lists its product as uncharacterized. Gene Ontology annotation, biological process: mycotoxin biosynthetic process. The coding region runs from base 1 to 828 and encodes 275 amino acids. The record is from RefSeq and is a predicted model, not a curated record. NCBI's taxonomy places the organism in Eukaryota, Fungi, Ascomycota, Lecanoromycetes, Lecanorales, Parmeliaceae. The transcript has 3 exons.